This is a messenger RNA of Penicillium canescens, 1452 nucleotides long. RefSeq names its product putative disulfide isomerase. Gene Ontology annotation, cellular component: endoplasmic reticulum lumen. Lineage: Eukaryota; Fungi; Ascomycota; Eurotiomycetes; Eurotiales; Aspergillaceae. Gene Ontology annotation, molecular function: protein disulfide isomerase activity; protein-disulfide reductase activity. Bases 1 to 1452 code for a protein of 483 amino acids. Gene Ontology annotation, biological process: response to endoplasmic reticulum stress. The transcript has 3 exons. The record is from RefSeq and is a predicted model, not a curated record.
AUGUACGGCAGUCUUCUGCUCGUCACGUCGCUUCUUGCGGCGCUGCCUGUGAAUGCCGAUGGACUAUACACCAAGAAUUCGCCGGUGCUGCAGCUGAACCCCAAAACUUACAACUCGCUCAUCGCGAAGUCGAAUCAUACCUCGAUCGUCGAAUUCUACGCUCCCUGGUGCGGACACUGCCAGAACCUCAAGCCCGCCUACGAAAAGGCCGCGAAAAACCUCGACGGACUGGCGAAUGUCGCCGCGAUCAACUGCGACGAUGACGAGAACAAAGCCUUCUGCGGCCAGAUGGGCGUGCAGGGCUUCCCAACCCUCAAGAUCAUGACCCCGUCCAAGAAACCCGGAAAGCCACGCGUGGAGGACUACCAAGGCGCACGCAGCGCCAAAGGCAUCGUCGACGCAGUCGUCGACCGCAUCCCCAACCACGUGAAGCGCGCAACAGACAAGGAUCUGGACAAGUGGCUCGGACAGAACGAGGAACGGCCCAAGGCCAUCCUCUUCACGGAGAAGGGCACGACAAGCGCGUUGAUCCGCGCCCUGGCAAUCGACUUCCUGGGAGCAAUUGACUUCGCCCAGGUACGCAACAAGGAAUCCGCCUCCGUCAAGAAAUUCGGAGUCACCUCGCUUCCUGCGCUUGUCCUCGUCGCCGGCGACGCCGAGCCCAAAAUCUACCAGGGUGACCUGAAGAAGAAGCCCAUCACCGAAUUCCUGAGCCAAGCAGCCGCGCCCAACGCACCCGCGUCCUCAGACUCCAAGCCCAAACCGAACCCAAAGGCCAAGUCCAAGUCCAAGCCCGCAACAAAACCAACCUCCGUCGCCGAUGACGCCGACGACGUAGAGCCAACCACCCCAGAGGAAGCAGACACCAAGCCCGUCCAAAACCCCAUCCCCGCACCCGCAAUCCCAACCCUCUCCACCCCCGAAUCCCUUGAAGCAGCCUGCCUAACCCCGAAAUCCGGAACAUGCGUGCUAGCCAUCCUCCCCGAGGCAAGCGAGCCUGACGAAGCCCUCCCGGCCUCGGCCACAGCUGCGCUAGCCAGCCUAGCUGAGAUCGGCCACAAGCAUGCCCAACGUGGCACACAUCUGUUCCCAUUGUAUGCGAUCCCCGCUAGCAACCCUAUCUCCCAUAUCCUGCGCACUGCAUUGGGUCUGGCCCAGGGAUCGGCUGUGGAGGUUAUUGCGCUCAAUGCUCGUCGGGGCUGGUGGCGUCGGUUCGGUGCUGCUGAUGAGGACUUUGGGGCUGUUGCUGUUGAAUCGUGGGUUGAUGGCAUUCGUCUUGGUGAAGGUGCUAAGGAGAAAUUGCCUGAAGGUAUUGUGUCUGGUGCUGAGGCUGAGCCUGAGCCUGAAGUCGAGGCCGAAACUGCUCCUGAGCCCGAAGCUGAAGCUGAAGCUGAGGUCGAGGAGCAGGUUGAGCCCGAGGCUGAGGAAAAGCCUGAGCAUGAUGAACUGUGA